GUAUGAAAUCAUGUUCAAUGCACCAAAUAGGCUAUAAUGAGAUACCAAAAUAAUUUAAGUUUUGAAAAUGCCUUGGCUCAUUGCACUUCAGGAAUUUUAAGGAUCACCAAAUAGAGGGCUUUCAAAAAAAAGACAAAGUUUUCCCUUUUAAUUUUAAACUUCAGUCUAGGCACAUUUUUGCCCAAUUUUAGAACAGGAUAAAAGCUGUUGAAUUCAAGUUAUUAAAAAUUUCAAUCAAGAAAUCUUUGGAGGCCAAUAUCAGAACAUCCUUCAAAAGGGGAAACCCUCACAAGACCUCAGGGCCUGAUGUUAUAGCAGGCCAGGUAUUGAAAAUCUGUACCAACCAACUGGCUGGAGUGUUCAAGGACACCUUCAACCAAUCACAGCUGUGGUCUGAGAAUUCCCUCCUCCCUCCCCUCCACCCCCAUUUCAAAAGGGCAACAAUUAUACUGGUGCAGUGUGAGCUGCAUCAACGACCAGCAAUUGGUGUUUCAAGAGACUGAUUAUGGCUAGAAUUAACUCCUGCCUGAGCAAGGACCUGGACCCACUGAAACUGGCCUACUAGCACAACAGGUCUACAGCAAAUGCAAUCUCACUGACUUUCCACUCUGCUUUGGAGCAUGCAGCCAAUAGUAAAACAUACAUCAGGCUGCUGUUUAUUGAUUACAACUCACUGCUCAAUACCAUCAUCCCCCCAGUAUUUAUCACCAAGCUUCUAAAUCUGUGCCUUUCAACCUCCUGCAAUUGGAUCUUUGACUUCAUUGUUGGGAGACCACAGCAUAUAUCAGUAAUAACAUUUCCCUCUUUGCUGACACUCAAAAUAGGCACAGCUCAAGGAUGCGUGCUUAGCCGAUGCUCUAAUCUCUCAACACUCAUGACUGUGUGGCUAAGCACAGCUCAGACAGUAUCUGUAAAUUCACAGAUGGCACCACUGUUAUUGGUAAAAUCUCAGAUGCUAAUGAGGAGGCAUACAGGAGAGAGAGAGAUAAAUCAGUUGUUUGAGUGUGCAGCAACAACAACAUUGCACUCAACAUCAACAAGACCAAGGAAUUGACUGCACUUCAGGAAGGGGAAUUCAGGAGAACAUGCAUCAGUCCUCAUUGAGGGGGUCAGUGGUAGAAAGGGUAAGCAGUUGUAAGUUCCUGGUUGUCAGCGAGUGUCUCAGUGGACCCACUACGGGCUCAACACACACUCAUGCAAUAAAGAAUGCACACCAGUGGCUCUACUUUGUUAGGACUUUUAUGAGAUUUAGUAUUUCAAUGAAGACUCUUACAAAAUUCUAUGAACAUACAGAGGAAAACAUUCUAACUAGUUGCACGACAGCCAUGUAUCAUGCUUCGAUGAAGAGGAUUGCAAGAAGCUGCAGACAGUUAUGGAAGUCAGCCAGUUUAAUCACAAGUAUCACCCUCCUCACCAGAAGUCACCUUCACGAGGCAGUGCUUCAAGAAGGUGGCAUCUAUCACUAAGGACCCACCCCAUCUGGCUUACUACCAUCAGGUGUGUGGAAUAGGAGCUUGAAGACCCAUAUUCCAAUGAUUCAGAAACAGCUUCAGCUAUGCCAUCAGGUUCCUGAAUGGUUCAUGAACAUUACAUAAUUUUUUUGCACUAUUUACACAACUCAUAAUUUAUAGUGUACCAUAGAGCCCACUGUAUAUUAUGUGACUACUUUAUGUUGUAGUAACACAUCGUUGAGCAUGCGCUAUUAGGCGCGUAUUGAUCUGUACGUGUGUGUUCAGUUCUGUUUCAGUCAGUAAAGAACCCUGUUAACUUAACUCCCGUCUCCAGCGUUCUGUUUUCUUAGUCGAAGCAGGCGUGAAAUGCACCGAGCUCAUCUGCGAGCUUGGAUUUACUUUGUAGAAGGUCAUAGUAUUCAACCUUUGCCACAGCUGUCAGGCAUCCUUCUGUGAUUCAUGUUUGGUCCAGAAUUGGCACUUUGCAUGUGAGUUACCUGCACCUCUUGUAUCUUACAUGGUUGCCAGUCUUGAAUGCCACUGAUCUGUCCCACAACAGAUUGCGGGUCUCUUUUCAAACUCCAAAGUUUGUAACUCCACAGUUGAUUAUUGCCACCAAUGUCUUCGGUAUACAGAAUUAAUGCUUGCAAGUGGGCACAAUGAAUAUCAAUACUGAAAUGAUUUAUUAACAAUGCUGAAGAAUUAACAGUAAAAUUAUGUGCACAUUGUUCUAACAAAAGUGGAUAAAUGUGAGGUUAUCCACUUUGGUGGUAAGAACAGGAAGGCAGAUUAUUAUCUAAAUGGAGUCGAGUUAGGAAAAGGGGAAGCACAACGAGAUCUAGGUGUUCUUGUACAUCAGUCACUGAAAGCAAGCAUGCAAGUACAGCAGGCAGUGAAGAAAGCUAAUGGCAUGCUGGCCUUCAUAACAAGGGGAAUUGAGUACAAGAGCAAAGAGGUCCUUCUGCAGCUGUACAGGGCCCUGGUGAGACCACACCUGGAGUACUGUGUGCAGUUUUGGUCUCCAAAUUUGAGGAAGGACAUUCUUGCUAUUGAGGGAGUGCAUCGUAGGUUCACAAGGUUAAUUCCCAGGAUGGCGGGACUGUCAUAUGUCGAAAGAUUGGAGCAACUGGGCUUGUAUACUCUGGAAUUUAGAAGGCUGAGAGGGGAUCUUAUUGAAACAUAUAAGAUUAUCAAGGGAUUGGACACAUUGCAGGCAGGAAGCAUGUUCUCGCUGAUGGGUGAGUCCAGAACCAGAGGCCACAGUUUAAGAAUUAGGGAUAGGCCAUUUAGAACGGAGUUGAGGAAAAACUUUUUCACCCAGAGAGUGGUGGAUAUAUGGAAUGCUCUGCCCCAGAAGGCUGUGGAGGCCAAGUCUCUGGAUGCUUUCAAAAAAGAGAUGGCUAGAGCUCUUAAAGAUAGUUGAAUCAAAGGUUAUGGGGAUAAGGCAGGAACUGGAUACUGAUAGUGAAUGAUCAGCCAUGAUCACAAUGAAUGGCAGUGCUGGCUCGAAGGGCCGAAUAGCCUACUCCCGCACCUAUUGUCUAUUGUUUUCAUUUAUAGCUUUGUUAUGUAACCCAGCCACAUACACAACAUAUAGUAAUUGUCUUUGCACCGUACUGUUGCUGCAAAACAAAUAUCACAUUAUACAAGACAGUGAUAAUAAAUCUGAUUCUAAAAAUCCAUGUUUUUUUUACUUUAUAUGAUGAGAUUUUGUUUAUAAUGCAUCCAUGAAUAUUGAUUCACACAAUUCAGUGUUUUACAUUUGUACUGACUACAGGCACCAAUGUAAUCAGCAGAAAAACAGUGCACAGUGCCUUCUGAAGAGCACUAGAGUGGUAACAUCUGGAUAGCAGGAGCUAGAGUAUGUAUAUAUUCCAAGAAUGAUUUCUGAGGCAUCUCCUCCUCUUCCCAUUCAUCAGGCUACUGACUAAUAUGGAUGUGAGAAAGGUGCAACAUUUACAGUAUAUGAAACCCCAAAACAUUAUAACCAUGAUUCUUUAAUUCUCUUUCCAAUUUCCACGAACGUACACAGCCCAUUUAUGAUUUUAAAAAAAUACUUGAAUGUUUGAAAAUAAACUGGUGAAAAUUUUUAAUUAUACCAACUAUCAUUCCGUAUUCUGAAUAUUUAUUAAACCAGCAUAGAAUGCCAGACAGCCGUUUGUCUAAGCAGCUGCUGUAUGGAGAACUGUGUCAGGGCAAGCGCUCAGUUGGGGGGCAGAAGAAACGUUACAAAGACUGCCUGAAAGCGUCCCUCAAAGGCCUGGGUGUUGACAUCAACACGAGGGAGACGCUUGCCCUUGACCGUCCAGCUUGGCACAGCAAGAUCACCACAGGAGCCCGUGCAGCUGAAGUCAGGCGCAUCAUCGAGGCGCAAUGAAAGCGUGCUGUGCGCAAGGCCCGAGCAGCAUCCACUGCCACGACAGCACCCACCCACUUGUGUCCCACAUGUGGGCGAGCCUUCAGGGCCCGGAUUGGCCUCAUCAGUCACCUCCGGACCCACAGCCACCAAUCUCCCAUUUGACUUUGAAGUCAUGCUCAUCUUCGACUAUGAAGGACGAACAACAACAACAACAUUACCAGUAGAACACUUUUGAAAAGCUUUUACUCGUUUAUAUUUGUGGUAGCCUUUGAUAUGAUAAGCUGAGGUUUUGAGUACAGAUGAAAAAUUUCUAUUCCCUAUUACACUAGAUCAUGUGCACUUUGAAGUAGCUUAUUUUGUCUAACACCAGUACAGCACUGUGGAUAUGUCAGGUUACGUCUUUAUUAUAUUAUAAAAUUGUGUAACGCCCAAACUCCAACACAAAACAGUUACAAGAAGAUAUUUAUAAUAGCAUCAGUCAAAUGAACCAUUUUAUUGAAAUUUUAUUUAUCAGCUAAUCUCAGCACUGUUAGAUCAUCUGGAAAGCCCAGACUUUGAGAUCAACAUUCAUACAUAAUCCACACAAAUCCAUCCUGCAACCCCUCUCUAAUUAUACGCAUCUGUAGAACAAGACCUUGGCCUUUUAACAUCUGUUCUCAUAAAAUAUUGAGGCCUUUUUAAUUUGCAGGUCAACUGCAGGUCAAGGUCCAAAAUAAACACUGCAAUUUAUUUUAAGCUGAAAUAAAAUGCAAAACUCAGCACAAAUUUAGUUCAAGCGAUAGCAAAAUAAUACACGCCACAAAUGUUGAUACAUUUGUUGCCAAAAAGUUUUAUUUGCAAAAACUAUGAUCAAUGAUUUAAUAAACUCAAUAUAUCUUAGAUGAUUGUGUGUAGCUUUUACCUAAACAUAUGACUUCCAUUGCAUUAAUCUUAAGAAUAAGUGCAUGCACUGACAAGAGUUAAGAUAUGACACUAGUAAAGAUGGCUAUACACAAAUCAGUUAAAAGAAUUAAGAUUCCAUCUGUUUACCAUGAGUGUUUUCUAAUUUGCUAAACUAAUUUUAGAAUUGAUAUCCAUUUAAUCGAAAUGCAAAAACACCAUCUACUAGUUCCUUCCAGAAAAGAUUCAUCAUUUUGUUAACUCUGCUGCUUGAGUUCAGCAUUAGUUAUGAAUAAUUUAUAUAUUAUCAUAAGCCAUUAACCCAAGUGACUCCCUAACCUGAUGUUAGUAAAUCUUUAUGUCAGCUUCGUAAUGGCUUUUUAAUGACUGACAAGUUUAUAUAUUGCCCACUUACAGGUUUUAUUUCAAAUGAAUGUACUUCAUUAAAUGCAAGUCAUAACAGAAUCCCAUUGGAAUAAAAGGUUUUAGAAUAUUGACUUUUACAUUUUUUGGAAAAGCCACAAAGGCACAUAUAUUAAUUAAUUAUACUACUUACCAUUAUAUCAGCAUUUAUAUUGCGGCUAUAAAACUGAGCUCCAGAGCAACCAAUAUUUGGACAUCGUAUUGUCAAAUUCAUCUUGACAUUGGCAAUUAAUACACAUGUUCAAGUUUGUACCAUACAUCAUAUACCUUCCAUAUUGGUAACUUAUCAAUUAACACUCACUGGAAGCAUGCAGAAUCAAGAGACUCAUAUGCAUAAAUCGCCUCACAAUGCUUAAUGAGAGUGCUACUAAAUUAGAGCUUAAAACUCAUGUUUUCUUAUUAUCGUGCACAGCUGAACACUGCCUCUGCAGCAGGAUCUCACCCCUGCAGUAGUAUUUAUAAAAGGAUUGUCAACUACUUACAGUCUUCCUGAUGAUUGAUUUCUAUGGGCUGUUGUUUUAAUUUUAAGAGGAUUUGGUAUUUUCUACUGCUCUUUAAAGUUGCUAAAGUUUACAAAGAAGUGCAAGGAGUGUGUGCCGAAGGAACAUCUUGACUUAAAGCAUCUGCAUACAGGGUUCAAGCAAUGACCCCUCACUAGAUGUUCCCCUUGGUGCAUUGUGUAUGAUGGAAUGUAGAGACAAGGAUGAGACCAAGAAGAGGAGACAGAACAAGCCAAGAGAAAAUAGGUCAAAAAUACGCUAGGAAGAGAAGCUGGAGCUAUUAUCUGUAUUCUUCUCAGGAGUUAAAUAUGCACUAUGACCUACACUUUUACAUGGAUUUCUGCAAAUAACAGCACGAGAGCAUAUCCCUCGAGUAAGAAUAUCCUUUUGAGCAUAUCACCUUUUCUAGCCACAAUUUCCAUCUUGUAACAGGGCAAGGACUGUUUUGCCAAUAAGGUUCAGGGAGCAUGAAACUUUGGGCACUGGGACCUUCCAAGCUGGACUGAAGAUAUGUACAAUGCUUUACUAUUUGUUCCCUCUGCUAUACAUGCAAGGUUAUUUAUGGAUUCUACUACUUCUAAACAGGUGGCCAAAUUUUAUUCCCACUGUUAGGCAGCAGCAUACAGCAAAUGGAUUCAAGGCUCCUCCAUGGUGCUGUGAAUCACAAAACACAUGCAAGACUGUUUAAGAUAUUGAACAGUCAAAUGGGAUUCCACUGUUUCAAAGUCCAGCUUUUGCGUGACCAGACAAAGCACAUCAUUCAGAUCAUUGAUUAUUCAAGGACAUAUGGCAAUUUCUUCAACGUGAUCGAGUCUGCUGUAUUAACCACAGUUAAACCACACAAAGCAAAUGUGUGGCUGCUGGACGACGAGCACUUUCCACUGAAGUUAUGCUUCUUGAAUCCAAUGUGCAGCAUCCACGUGAAAUUGGAUGCAGCAGGAAACUGCUAUUCCUGGCUAGAUUUUCAGAAGAGAUUCACAGAUCCUGCAGAGAUUUCAAGAGCAGUAUUUCCUCACUCAAUGUCACACAACCUUGCUAUCAUAAAGACUGAGACACUGCUACUUGAUAUUUAGCAAAGAGAAAGAGAUAUUAGAACAGAGAGGGGGCGCUCGAAGAUCCUUCCUCAAUCCUCUGAUCAACUCAUUAAACCACAUUAAUAAACCAAAUCUCAACUCAGCAGUAGUUCCACAUUAGCUUUAAAAGUGGUUUUAAAUUUAAAUACAUGUUUUAUAAUCAGGUUUUAAGAACACAGAGUUACACCGCCAUCCUGCUGCACUUUGUAGUCUCGUCUGGUCCGCCUUGGCUCAGACCUCCCGCGCCCGCUUGAUCUACCCACCGCAGCACCGUGCGGCAGGUAGCCAGUAAUGGAGGAGGUGCAGCGCGAUGAACAUAGCAGUACAGACACAAGGACGUCCAACCCCACCGCCCUCCAACAUCAGAAUACAGAGCUGACCCAGCAGGAGUCGGUGCAGUUGGAAAGUGAGUAUCUCCAGCAAUCGUCGAACGAUGCAUCCUCUUCACAGAAGUCCCAUGAGUUACUCUCCAGUUGCCCAUCAUACACGAAGAUCCUGAAUGAGUUGUCAUCGGGAGACGCAACAACCCAGAAGAAUGACAAAGGGAACAAGGAGGCCGAUGCCAAUCCCCUCACCACCUUGACGGUCCCUACACCUGUCUAUCACCAAUACAUUGCCAUCACUCCAGGUGGAACCAUCCAGCUGGCCAGUGUGGGGGCUGAAGGUGUCCAUGGUCUGCAGGCACUCAACAUCAGCGCCGGGGCUGUGCAGCAGGGGACCACCAUUUUACAAUACACACAGACGACAGAUGGGCAGCAGAUCCUGGUCCCCAGCAACCAAGUUGUAGUGCAAACUGCCUUGGGGGACAUCCAGAUCUACCAGAUCCAGACCACUCCAACCACCAACUCCCUGUCACACACGGUGAUGAUGACUUCACCCAUCACCCUCCAACCACAUGCCAUCAAGACUGAGGAUGCCACGCUGAAGCAGGAGAUCCAGCUGAUGAAGAACAGGGAGGCUGCAAGGGAGUGCCACAGGAAAAAGAAGUACAUGAAGUGCUUGGAAAACCACGUGGCAGUGCUUGAGAACCAGAACCAGAUUCUAAUUGAGGAGCUGAAAACCCUGAAGGACUUUUACUGUCACAAAACUGCCUAGGCACUUUGUCAAACCCUGAACCCUCCCCAAAUAGUGCUCUCUGACUGGAAGGGCAUAGGCACUGUUUUUAGAAACUACAAUUUACAGAUGCAUUGAAGGAUCUAAGGCGUAGGCAGGGGAUCUGGCUGUGGCUCUGGAUUCUCUGGACCAGCACCUCUUCUGGAGUAAGGGAGAGCCCCGUAGAGAGAGAGAGGAAAGGACUCGCAAUCACUGGACCAACUUCAUCAGUCACCUUUAGCACUUAUCCAGCAGACUCUGUUUCAACCCCCUCUCCCACGGCAGUACUUUGUAUUGUAUGUUUGAAUAAUCAAAAAAAAAAUUUAAAAAGAACAGAGUUACAAUAGUAACAUAACAGGAGUAGAAGCACCAUUUCAGUUUCAUGAUUCAUUCGCAUGCCAAAGGCCUCCAAUGACUCCAAUGUUAUUCCCAACAUCAGGCAUAUCUUUAUGUUGACCCCAAGGUUCCCUUUAUUAUACUAAACUUAUCUCCUUAGCUUACUCUUGAAACCUAGUUGCACAAUUUAAAAAAAGUACCCUAAAUGAUUGAAAGUAGAAUUUAUCCAGCUUUUGUUUCAUGACUCAACACUGGGAGCACAGUUCUUUACUACAUUGCUUUCAGUCCAAUGAGUUCCUUGGCAUAUCAUGCAAAUAUAUUUGUAUUUAUGUAAAAAAAAAAGUGCCAAAUUAGGAAGUAGAUUUAAUCUGGAUCACACGUUCUGUUUGAAGAAAAUUGCAUAAAACCAACAGGACAGGAGUUCUACUAACCAGAUUUUUAAAUACUGUUUUUAGUGCUGGAAUGCUACAAUUAUAGCUUCAAGAUCAUAGUUUAUUUUAUUAUUAUUUCAGGUGAUGCAUGUUUUGGUUGUAAGACAAGCGUGUAGUGUCCAUCUCAAAUUAUCCUGAAGGUAACAAUGAGAUGUCUUCUUUAACUGUUACAUUAUAUAUGGAAAAGGUGGUUCCACAGUGCUAUCAGAUAGAUCAAAUUCCUAAAAUACAUUAAGAAUGAAAGGAACAAAUAUUUUCCAACCAAGGAUGAUGCAUAGCCUGGCAAGAUACUCUAGUAUUGCCAGGAGUCAAUUUUGUUUUGUCCUUCUAGCUGUUAGAGGGAAUAGUGUGAGAAAUACUGCUGAAAUAGUCUUGGACAUUUUUUUGCUGUGCAUGCCAGCAGGGGAUGAAGUAGUUUCCUUUCAUUCAGUGUGAAGUUGCAAUUCAAAUAUACCAAAAUAUGUCUGCUGCAGUGCUAUAAUAUAUUUAAGAGAUAAUCAUGGUGAUCAGUCAUCUCAGAAAAUUAUUACAUGAUUAUUGCCUAAUAUACUGAAUUGGUCUCAUUAAAUCAUGUAAUUUAAUCUAUUAGUAAGACACAGCUGUUACAUUUAGUACUGCACGCAUUAUACGGAACUCACUUGGUUAUAUUAAUGAGUGCAGAAAAAUUGUAAUUUGAUGAGCAUGCUGGAUACCUGUAUAAUUUUUAAAUUAGUUUAUAAUGUGUUCUGAUUAAUCAGUAGCUGAAAAACAACUCAUAUGGCCAGGUGGUUCUAAUAAUAUGCAGGGUACUGAAGUGUAUUUUCACAAAUGGGUAAAAAUCCAAUGAUUGAACAUUCAAUUUGAUCUAUUUUCAAUUUGGAGACUGCACUCUGGGCACAAACAUACUAACAUCAUUUUGAAAUUCCAAAGCACACUGAUAAACUAAAUUAAUAACCAAGUGGGAAUAAAGAAAACAGAAGCAUGCAGAGGGUGGGAAGAGGAGGAAAAAAAAUGGUAAAAGGAGAUCUAAUAAAUUUUAGAACCAUUCAGAAUGUCAUAGCUUUGGCCAGCUGAACUGACAAUAUAAGCCAAACUUUUAUAGAUACAGCAAUGUAAACCAAUAAUGUCACCCAAGUCUUCAAUAUUUAUCAAAUUGUCAAUUAAAAGUGCAAAACAGACUGAAAUAUGAUUUGAAGUAUGCUUUACACAUAGUAUUUGCAGUGUUAUUUCUUAAUACAUUAGGUAAAUGCAUUUUAGAUUUAUAGAUACUGAUAAGGAAGUAAACUUCAUCUUGAUCAGACAACACAUAAAGCAAGAGGGUUCACUGAUGUACAGCCAUCUGUUAUUUUGCAUUUUAGUGUGCACAUGAAAUGAACCUGCACAUUAGAGUCUGAAGUAAAUGUAAUUUUUUUAAAAAAUUACAAGGUUCUCAACCUUUGUUAACUAAAAUAGAAAUCAAUGCCAUUAUCUAUGGUAGAAAAUGUUUUAAUCGAAAUUUUUGUAAUGCAACUUUUUUCUGUGCAAAGCCUUAUUAAUUUGUCACUGAUUAAUGUGGAAAAAACUGAGUAAUAAAAUAUUAAUUUGUUUCUUGGCAAGAGAUAUACCAGGAUGCAAUUUUUCUUUUGCAUAUAGAUUGAUAAAACAAUUUUCUGCACACUUUGAAAGAAUUUGACAAUGCAAGGAACCUCAGAGAAGCCAUCAAUCAAGAACUGGCUUCAGGCUCCAGAAGCAAAAAGGAACAGAGGAUUUGAGGAAGCUCUAAACGCAAACUUCCCAGGGAGGAGAUAUGGUUUCAUAACAAUGUGUUUAAACAGAUGACUUAGGCAUCCAAUUUGCAUUGUUGAUUUCACCAUUCAGUUAUGCUAUUAUAUUUCCCUAUUUUGCAAAUAUAUCUCCGAGCACUUCAGAACUACACAAAAAUAUGAAUAUACUUCAAUGAGACCAAUUAGACUCAUACCCAUUUUCUACAGCUCCAAGAAGAAAAAAAAUAGGAGGUUGAAGGGACAGCAUCUGUUUCACAUGGCAGCAAAUUUACUUCAACUUUUGAUAUACAGUAUCCUAUUCACUUGGCAAUACAAUAUGGGUUGCUGUACUUUUUCUGCCUGCUGUUCCUUCCUUCUUUGCCAGGCAUUUAGAAUACCUUUUCAGGCAAACACAAGCUCCAGGAGACAUGUAAAAUGAAAGAUAAACUAUUAACACCCUUUGGCUAGAAGACUAAUGCAAAUGCCAGAGGGUUGGACAUUAAAUUUAGAUGGUUAUAAUGAGCCAAUGACAAGCUCAUGAAAUAAAUUACUUGCAAUUAUUAACAUGGACAAGAUUUUACAGUAAUGCUUAUUCAGGAAACUUAAUUACAAAUAUUGCAUACUUACCAAACUGUACAGAGUCUACACAAAUCUUCUUCACAAGGAAGACAAUUGGCAGUGGCAUAUUCCAUAAUGUAGCAAAACUAUGACACCUUUCUAUUGUUAGGGAUCUUAUUUCAUCAUGAUCCACCAUUUUUGCUUACUUGAUAUAUUAUUAAUCUAGUUAUAAUUAUUCAAUGAAGUUUGACACUUUAACUAAGUGUCAAAGUGGAGGAUCUUUCCUGAUUUCUUAUCUGUAGUGAUGAAAGCAGCUUGGAAUUUGAAUCAAAUUAAGCAAUCAGGUUGACUCACAACUUUAGCCUCUACUUACUGACUUAUCACAAGUGAAUCUUUUAUAAAGAACAUAAUUAUGAGACAAAGUAGACUAUUUGGCCCUUCAAACUUGCUGACAUGCAACAAGUUCAUGGCUGAUCUUCCACUUCAGCUUCAUUUUUCUGCUCUAAGCUUUAUAUAAAACAAUUCCCAUAAUAUCCAGAAAUUUACCUCUAUUUUAAAAGAACCUAAUAACUGAACCAUAGCUGCACAUUGGGGGCAAGUGCACCCUCUCCAUGAAGAAACUUCUUUUCACCUCAUAGUUCUAAAGAUCUUCUGCCAAGAGGAAACAGUCUCCCAACAUCUACUUGACAAGCAGGUUUCAAUGGGAUAAUUACUCAUUCAGGGUUAUAUAGGCCUCAUCUACUCACUCUCUCCUCAUACAGCCAAUUCAAUACACCAGGAGCCAGUCCUAUGACUCCUUUUAUGGCUCCAAGGUACAAUAUUCCUAGUGCAGUCUAAUUAAGGCCAUUGUUAACUGCAGUAUUACCUUUGACUAUCUGCAUGUCAAUCCUCUCGUAAUCAAGGCCAACAUCAAGACAUCCAAGUCCUUUUGAACAUCUAUUCCCAAAGAACAAAAUCUGCCAAAAGGUCAAGAUAUGCUCUACUUUUCUGUUUGGAGCAAAGUGGAUGGCUUUGAAUUUUCCAUAAUUUACAUGUUAUAUUCUCAUCCACUUUCUUGGCUUGGCCAUAUUCCCUUACAGCCUAUUUACAUCAUCCUCCCAGUCAGCUUUGUAUCAUCAGUAAACUUGAAUACGAAAUUUAGUCCCCAGCCAAAUUAUUAAUGCAAAUUUUCAUUAACUGGAAUCCAAGUACCAAUCUCCACUGAUCAGGGCUAUAUUACUGCUUCAGAUAGUAGCUUUAUAUGACUUUUAAUUCAUCAUUAGUAGCAACUUAAAAUGCUGUAUAUAAGAAACAAAUGAUUAGGCACAGUUUUUUUAAAUGCAUACAAGGCAUGUAUUCUAAACUGGAUUUCACAUUUUUAGAUGAAACAUAGCACAUUUACAAACAGAUGCAAUAAGUUAUUACUUCUAAUGGAAUCUGUGAAACAUGGAAUCCAAUACAGUAUUAGUAAAAAUGCUACAUUCAUCAUUUUGUUUUUGCAAGGUGAGUGGCAAACAA
Mobula hypostoma (lesser devil ray) is the source of this 12320-nucleotide messenger RNA. Its product is annotated as cyclic AMP-dependent transcription factor ATF-1-like. Gene Ontology annotation, molecular function: DNA-binding transcription factor activity, RNA polymerase II-specific; protein binding; RNA polymerase II cis-regulatory region sequence-specific DNA binding. The record is from RefSeq and is a predicted model, not a curated record. Gene Ontology annotation, cellular component: nucleus; ATF4-CREB1 transcription factor complex. Gene Ontology annotation, biological process: regulation of transcription by RNA polymerase II. NCBI's taxonomy places the organism in Eukaryota, Metazoa, Chordata, Chondrichthyes, Myliobatiformes, Myliobatidae.